Closterium sp. Naga37s-1 is the source of this 397-nucleotide messenger RNA. NCBI's taxonomy places the organism in Eukaryota, Viridiplantae, Streptophyta, Zygnematophyceae, Desmidiales, Closteriaceae. The record is from the annotation of a GenBank genome assembly.
UGUUUCCUAUCCCAUCUGUGUGUCUGCCCGAUCCUGUCAUCCCAACAGCACCUCUCACGUGGCAGAUGGGUUGCAGCGUUGGCGCAUGCUGCCCCUGCCACCCACCGGAUGCUCCCCCUCCAACUCCUCCGCCUCCUCCUCUUCCUCCUCCUCACUUGCCGAUCACCAAGUCUCACAAGAGCGACCCGCCAACUCCCCAUCCUUAGGAUCACAUACGCGUGCAUCCCCUAGCACAUCCACACAGCAACCCAACGGUGCAGGCAGUCCAGCAGAGGGGUAUGCUGCUGAUGGGGACUCUGACUCGCCACUUGAUCGACCAGCCACAACGGAGGUGGGAGUAGCAGCCAUGCAGCUGCCUUCAUGGAUGGACACUGGCUUACCGCAUGAUGUCUCGUAG